ACUUAUAAAACAUAACAUGCAUAUAUUUGCAUUUUGCAGAGCGUAUGAGCAUUAAGUUGAAGUAGUUUCUGCAAUAAAACCUGCAUCGUGAAAUUCUACGGAUGCUUGAACAGGCAUUUCAAUAAAUUACAUUUUCAGAAGUCCUCUGGUAGUUCCAAUCUUCUCAUUAUUUUUCAAAUCUUGAUCGAUUUCCUUUAAAGGCUAGAGUCUGAUCUUAUUUUUUUUUUUCAAUUAUCCAUAAAAUCACUAUGGAAAUCGAAUGUAGAAAUAGUUUCUCACUCAGCUUUUUUUCAAUAAACUCCCAUAUCCCACUUAAUAGACAUCUUACCGAUGAUUUUUAAUUAUUAUCGACUAUUUCUUGUCAAUAGUCAAAGUACAAACCGUUUCUUGGCUCCAGCAAACACUGCCACUACCACAUUUAACCUCAUCCCAAGCGGUCUGUACAUUCGGCAACCACGCGCCUGGAGUGCGCACGCGCAUAAAACCUCUAUUAAACAUUAACUAACGGCUAUUUUUUAAAUAUCGAUUGACAUUAAUAUUUUUUCUUAAGUGUUGUCAGUAAAAAGACAUUCGGUCUUUUUUAAUUUCAGCCAGCGUCGAAUAUUGUUUGGAAAGUGAUGUGUUUAUAGUGACGUUUACUAAACAUUGGAUGUCAAAAUGGGCUUGAAGCGGAUUGUCGGCACAGAAGUAUGGACGUUUCAAGAAAUAGCAUUCAAAGCAGAGAUGAAUCGGCACGAGGAUGCCGAAGCGGAGGAGGAGGCAUUUAUACUAUGCGGAGAGGACCCCGCCACCACAGCCAGGAACAUACUGGAACUAAGGAAUAUGAUAUAUGAAAGAGGCGAGUGCCACCCUCACCGGGUGGACGACGCCUAUUUGUUGCGAUUCUUGCGAGCUCGCCGCUCCGUGCCCGCGAGAGCACAUCGCCUACUAGUACGGUACUGUAACUUCCGGGAUCAGAACCCGCACCUGUGGCGAGAUAUCGAUUGGUUCGGCCUCACUAAGCUGGGACACGUCUUUGAGGGAGUGUUGUUCGACCGGCCUGAUGUUGGCAGGCUCAUCAUUGGGAGACUUGGUCUAUGGGAUCCAGAUGAAUAUUCAGUGGAUGACCUGAUCCGCGGCUGCUUGCUUUUGCUAGAGAUAGGUAUCAUGCAGCCCAAGCUGCAGAUCUUAGGAGGCACGGCUUUGCUGGACUGCCAGGGUCUCACCAUGAAGCAUAUGAGGCAGUUCUCGCCUUCUAUUGCCGUCCAAGCAAUGAAUGUUAUGGGGUUUGCCUUUCCUACGCACCAGCGCGGUGUCCACGUGAUCAACUGCUCGCGGGUUUUCGAGACGCUGUUCCACUUCUUCAAGCGUCUGGCGCCCGUGGACGACCUUUGGAAGCGGGUGCACUUCCACGGAAAUGAUCUCAAUUCAUUACAUAAACAUAUAGAUCCAGAGUGCCUGCCAAAGAGGUACGGAGGGCAGCGCGAUCCAGUCUCCUUAGAACAAUGGCUGACCAAGAUCAACCAGUACAAAAAUAAAGAUUUUGACGAUGAAAUGAGAAACUUAGGAUAUUCUGUAGAUUAAAUAAGUAUUCUGUGUUCCUUAUUUAAAGCUGUCACCUAGCUACGUCUAAAGAAAAUCAUAGGAGAUAUAUGAAAUCUUUGGCAAUUAUUUUGUAUAGCGGCAUUUGUUUUUCCUCUUAAGGUUAAGUUAAAUAAGUAGGUGUUAUUAAUGUUGAAUAAUAUGUGGUCACAAUUAAUAAUGUGUAUCAAAGGAACACAGAAGACGGGCAGCAGCGUCUCUGAACCGUUUGACAUCUUACUGCGAUCGCCAACCCGCCUGCCAAGCGUGGCGAUUAUGGCAAUUUCUCCCAAAUGUUUGGGAGAGGCCCUUGCCCAGCAGUGGGAUCAGUGGCAGCCCUACGGGCGACUAAAAAAAAAAUGUGGUCAUAACAUGAAUUUUAUGUGAUAUUUAAGUAUAUUGUGAAAGAUGACAAUUAAUUUACCUAAGCAAGGACUGUCCAAGGAUAAUGUUUAUUAUAAGUUGAUACUCAAAAAUGAAACUAAGUCCAAUUUAUUUUUAACCUAUUACUUAUUACAUGGGACCAAGAAAAAUAUGCGACAUUUAUGUAAACUGACCUAGAAUUUUAGUUAUAUUUAU
Trichoplusia ni (cabbage looper) is the source of this 2139-nucleotide messenger RNA. RefSeq names its product clavesin-1-like. NCBI's taxonomy places the organism in Eukaryota, Metazoa, Arthropoda, Insecta, Lepidoptera, Noctuidae. The coding region runs from base 658 to 1563 and encodes 301 amino acids. Gene Ontology annotation, molecular function: phosphatidylinositol bisphosphate binding. The transcript has 7 exons. Gene Ontology annotation, cellular component: membrane. The record is from RefSeq and is a predicted model, not a curated record.